Messenger RNA from Eruca vesicaria subsp. sativa (arugula), 448 nucleotides. NCBI's taxonomy places the organism in Eukaryota, Viridiplantae, Streptophyta, Magnoliopsida, Brassicales, Brassicaceae. The record is from the annotation of a GenBank genome assembly.
AUGGUGAAAGGCACGAAGAGGAAGGCUGUGAUGAAGAAGAUCACGAAACGUGAAUCUGCGGCAACGACUUACACGAAACGAACAAACGGUCUCCACAGCAAAAUAGCACAGCUCUGUCUUCUCACGGACGCGCAGAUCGCCGUGUUGGCCACUCCUCCUUCUGCCAACUCCAACGUAAGCUUCUUCUCCUUCGGUCACACUUCCGUUGACUCCAUCGUUAAGGCUUAUCUCACGGGAGGAAAACCUGUUCGAGAAGAAAGAGAUGAUGAUGAUGAGGACCUUGGGAUUUGUUUCGCGAGGAAAGAAUUAGGGUUACCUCAGUGGUGGGAUGAUGAGCGUCUUCUCACAACUAAGAAUCCCGAGGAACUGAUGCGUGCGAUGAACUCUGUUUUGAGAUUGUUGGCAAAAAUCAAAGAGUUGCGUGCACAAGACGCAUAUAAUCAUCAAG